Messenger RNA from Lytechinus pictus (painted urchin), 1857 nucleotides. RefSeq names its product HORMA domain-containing protein 1-like. The transcript is spliced from 7 exons. Bases 76 to 423 code for a protein of 115 amino acids. NCBI's taxonomy places the organism in Eukaryota, Metazoa, Echinodermata, Echinoidea, Temnopleuroida, Toxopneustidae. The record is from RefSeq and is a predicted model, not a curated record.
GAUAUCGUGAUCGAAAGUUAUUGAUUAUUGUCGCCUGCCGCCUGAUUAAUUGCCGAUUGUAAUUUAUCCAGAACCAUGGCAGUUGCAACGGCGAUACGACAAAAGACAAAAACUGGCCAGUGGUCAGCCAUCUUCCCUCCAGACCAAGUUACCCAACAGCAGUCGGCCAUCUUUGUGAAGAAACUCCUGGCUGUAGCCGUCUCUACUGUGACUUAUUUGAGGACAAUCUUCCCAGAACAUGCAUUUGGUGACAGAUCUCUUGAAGAUCUAAAUCUGAAGAUUCUUCGAGAUGACAGCGCCUGUCCGGGAGCAUGCCAAGUCAUUAAAUGGAUGAAAGGGGCAUUUGAUGCAUUGGAUAAACGAUAUCUCCGUGCCAUGAUCAUUGGGGUAAGUCCCUUUAAUAGUUGUAGUCGUUGUGUGUGAAAAUUCAUAUUAUCUAUAACUAAUGCACAGCAGGGACAUUUGGUAAGAAUUAUACACACAAUGUUUCCCUUCCCAGUUCUAACAUCCUGAGGUAUUGAUAUAGGAGUUUGAAUUGCUUCAAAGGUAGCAAGUGUAAAUAAUCGAUUUGAUUUGGUUUGAUUUCAAUUAAUUUUUUCCCACUCUUGUUUCAUUUACAAUUCAUAAUAAAACAAAGAAUAAUUAUGAUCAUACUUCAUAAUAAUACAUACAUGAUAAACAAAGAAUAAUAAUCAUAAUCCAUAAUAAUUCAUACAUGAUACACAAAGUAUAAUUAGAUUACAAUACAAAGUUGAUAAAAUAAGCAUGUCUGGAAAAUAACAAAGUAUUCAAUGACUACUUUGUACAAUAAAUUGGAAAAGAGGCUUCUGCAGAAAAACAAAACUAGUGAAACCUAAAUUAAAAUCAGGGGCCCGUUUCAUAAAGCUGUUCGUAAGUUAAGAGCGACUUUAAGAACGACUGGUGAUCCUUUCUUACGCGCUAAACCAUCGUCUAUGGCAUGUAUGGUGUAUACCAUUUACCAAAAGAAAGGAUCACCAGUCGUUCUUAAAGUCGCUCUUAUCUUACGAGCAGCUUUAUGAAACACCCACCAGGGCUUGUAUUUCUUAGAUACCUAAAAAAGUAUGAAUGGUGUAAUGGUCAUUUCAUUGUGUUUCAUAAAAUAGAAUACAGGAUUAGCCCAACACUGUUUACACUGAUUACAUACAUGUAAUUAUCCUAAUCAAUGCCUGAGCUAAAUCCUCCUAUGUCUUAAGAUAGUGAUGUGGAUCCCUGUUAUUUGAUAAACUAUUUUUUUCUCGAAAACAUGAUCCAUCAAUAUCACUAGUCAUUAGUAAAGGUGUUGUGGCUCAGUGGAUAAGUCUCCAGACUUUGAACCACAUGGUCUGGGGUUCAAAUCCCAAAUCGCACUCGCAUCCUUUUGGAAGGCGUUUAUCUACAUUUGCCACUCUCCACCCAGGUGUAGUAAAUGGGUACCUGUUAGGAAGGAAUUUCUUGAACACUCAAUCGUCCGGUCAGGAUAGCCUUGCUAUAGCUGGGGUAAUAGUAUGCAGUGCUUGGAAACAUUGUAUUAAGCGCUAUAAUUGUUGCAUAUUAGUAUGAGUAUUAUUAGUCUCAAAUUUUUCUCUCGGGUAAAAUAAAUGACUGGUCGCAUGAUGUAUUUCAGCAAAUCUUUUGAUUUGGAUCCAUAUUACUUUUUUUUUAAAUAUAAAGGAAUGGGAAUAUUUUAUGAAGUUGAGGAAGUUAAUUAAAAUUUAAGUGGUUUAUUAUUAAAGAAAAUUUCAUUGCAGCCAAAGGCUGAAAUGUGAUUUUUGUUACAAAGUAAAAUACACAAUAUAUACAAUAUCAGUAAUGAUAACAAAUGACAUGUGAAAAUAAUAAAAUAAUUGUCAUAUGGUG